UUUGGCGUGUUUUUCCUGCGGUUUUGGGUGUAAAGUUUCGAUUUUUACGUGAAAUCACGACCGGAUUCUGGUGCUGGAUCGGCGACUUGGCGUGGAUUAGUUGUUGUGGGUGGUGGUGACUGGAUCGACCCGGUAAUUCGAUUGGGAUGGGGUGGUUUGGUUUGGCUUGGUCAGAGCUUGACUUUUCGCGAGCCGCCCCCGUGGACUCAACCGCUGUCUUUUUUGGAAGUCACCUGAUUUGGACAUGUAGAUCACCUACUUCGGCAUAAUUGCACAACAAGCUUAGGAAGCUUGCGUCUUUGAAGAGUUUGGCUUAAGUGGUGCUUAUUUGAUCUUAGCAGCUUGCAUCAGAAUUUCAGGACGGGUCAUGACUGAAUUAACUACUGUAGUUGGUGGAUUGGAUUAUGUGCUAGAACAACCAUGAGCUUACCGCAGUGGAAUGAUUGUUUCUAGGACCAAAUCUUGGAAAGUAUCAGUUGCCUGAAAUUUUCAUAAGACCCUGGUGUAUCAGCUUCAUAUUUGAAUUACCAGAGUUUUGUGGUGAUGAUCCCAAGAUUUUGAGGAGAUAAAACAUAAAAGUACCAUACAAGUGUGGCAGUGGGGCCAGCAAGGAUAUGACUGUCAUGCCGCCUCAGCGCCAUCGGGCUGCGGCCAAGAAGCCCAUGUGGAUAAUCGUGCUCUUGUCUAUGGUUUCUAUAGUGUUGAUUGGGGCUUAUGUGUUCCCACCACGGCGUUACUCUCAAUGCUACCUCUUUGCUUCAAGUGUAUGUACACCUUUCAAGAAUUGGCUCCCUUCUAUUGGCCGACGGGAGCGGACUGAUGAGGAGAUUAUUUCAUCUGUAGUUAUAAGGGAUAUCCUUGCAAUGCCCAUGCCCGUGUCAAAAAAUCCAAAGAUCGCUCUUAUGUUCUUAACACCUGGUUCAUUGCCCUUCGAGAUAUUGUGGGAGAAGUUUUUACAGGGACAUGAAGGAAGAUACUCCAUCUAUGUGCAUGCAUCACGCGAAAAGCCUGUGCAUACUAGUUCUUUGUUUGCUGGUCGAGAUAUUCACAGUGACUCGGUAGUAUGGGGAUUGAUUUCAAUGGUUGAUGCCGAGAAGAGACUAUUAGCGAAUGCUCUGGAAGAUGUUGAUAAUCAAUUUUUUGUCUUGCUUUCUGACAGCUGUGUUCCGCUGCAUUCAUUUGAUUAUGUGUAUAAUUAUCUGAUGGGAACGAAUGUUAGCUUCAUUGAUUGUUUCAAGGAUCCAGGUCCACAUGGCAGUGGCAGGUAUUCUGUUGAGAUGCUUCCUGAUAUAGAGGAGAGGGACUUCAGAAAGGGUGCCCAGUGGUUUGCAGUUACACGGAGACAUGCUUUACUGAUUUUGGCAGACAGCCUUUACUACAAGAAGUUCAAGCUGUAUUGCAAGCCAGCACAAGGGCGCAACUGCAUUGCAGACGAGCAUUAUUUGCCAACCCUAUUCAAUAUGGUAGAUCCUGGUGGAAUUGCUAAUUGGUCGGUUACGCAUGUGGAUUGGUCUGAAGGAAAAUGGCAUCCAAGGUCAUAUGGAGCUGCAGAUGUCACCUAUGAUCUCUUAAAGAAUAUAACAGCUAUUGAUGAGAACUUCCAUGUAACAAGUGAUGACAAGAAACUUGUGAUGCAGAAGCCGUGUUUGUGGAAUGGAUCAAAGAGACCAUGCUAUCUUUUCGCCAGGAAGUUCAAUCCUGAAACUCUUGACAACCUACUGAAGCAAUUCACCAGCUACACAUCUGUUUGAGUCCAAACUGAUUCUUUGCCUUGGGCAUACGGUCUCAAGCUCAAAUCCCACAAGCUUUUUUCCCUGUUUAUGUAAAUUGUGAAAUCCGCACAUCUUAACAAGGAUCUGGGCCUAAAGACACCGAUUACCACUGCAACAACUGCGAGGGCUUGGAUUUCUCAGUCCCAGGGAAGGGCCACAGCAAUGUUUAUAGAAUGGCACUGCCCUCAUAGUAAUUUGUUGUGCUUUAUCUAUAUUUCCAUUAGCCUUUCACCCCCCCCCCCCUCCCUCGUUAGUUACUGGCUCUCCAAGAACAGAUUUCUGUCAGGCUGUCAUACUGUAUUAUACGAUCCAUUCUUUGUAGACUAAAAGAGAUAACAAGAGAAGUACCACGUAACUUUAUAAUCUUAAUUUGUUUUUGUUCCGGAAAGGUUAAUCUAUUGUCGUGAAUUUUAGUGUGCA
Molecule: messenger RNA, 2192 nt
Organism: Phragmites australis (common reed)
Lineage: Eukaryota; Viridiplantae; Streptophyta; Magnoliopsida; Poales; Poaceae
Product: glycosyltransferase BC10-like
Exons: 11
Coding region: 615-1751 (378 amino acids)
Cellular component (GO): membrane
Molecular function (GO): glycosyltransferase activity
Source: RefSeq, a predicted model, not a curated record